UUAGUACGUGUCCGAAACGAAAUCGUAAUAAUUUAACCAGGGUUAUCUAUAUCAGAAGCGUUUGCUGACAAUUCCAAAAUCAUAAAAUACAUUAAUCUAUUUGCCUUGAUUUUAUUCAGUUUGUGUUCGCUGUCGGGUGUGGUGUUAAUAUUAUAUUUGUAAGUACAGGUAUUAUGCACUUUAAAACAAUGUGCAUUUUAUAUUAGAGUAGAGAUUAAAACGGUUUCAAAUUUAAUAUUCAUUAAAAAAGUACAAUGAUAGCAAAAAGCGUUACAGUACUGAUUUUAGGGAUUUUCGUAAUCGAUGGGUCAGCUGCAGAUAGUAUUUUUAUUGAAUACAAAUCCCAUACAGAUUACUACGACGUUACCGCGAUUUAUAAGACACAGUCAGUGUAUAAUACUACAGGAGAAGAAGGAAAUUCUUUCAAUAAUUCCAGAUGCUCCGGUUGCAAAGAUGUGGAAAUUCAUUUGAGAACUAAUGCUAUUGGUAUGCCAAUUGAGUUUGAUGGAGUCAUUCUAAGUUCCGAUAAGAAAAGCUUAGAAUUCAUAGCAGACUACAAGUAUCCGACCAAUAUUCUCACGCGAAACAAAAUUGAGUACAACGUCAAAGAAUGGGUCAUUUCGCCAUUCAUUAUGUCUAAUAAUGCUGAAAUUCCAAAGUUCUCAGAAUACAAUUUGUUACUGUGGAGAGCUAACAAUAAUGAAGAAUCGUUCAAAAUCAGAUGGAAACAAAGAAAUACAAUUCAACAGUGUAUAUCAGUAUCGUAUAUAUUGAACGAUGUGUCCAAGUGUACAUUCACAAUGAUCUUAAUUGAUGAAGAUAGUCCUAAUAAACAAAUCAUAGGUUCUAAUAAUAUUAAAGAAUCGAGCCAGAGUGAAUUAAAAACAAUUUUGUUCAAAAAUAAUAAUUGGUUAUAUGAAAACAAAACAUACAGUUUAAAUUGUAAACUCCAAAAGAAAUCACUUAGAGUAAAAAAGCCCAACGCUAACCCAUCAUAUUUUUAUGACACAUAUGAAACAGUAUACGUCAAGGGUUGUGAGAUUGGAAUCAAGCGAAUAGCUCAGUGCACAGACGAUAAUGAUGAUAUUGAGUACAAUAACGAAGAAAUAUUCACGAUAACAGCGAAAGAAUUACAAAAUACACCAUCUGCGACUUCAUUGACAUUCAAUGUUUAUCCAUUUGGUAAAACAUCAGUCUACACACCACGGAAUAAAUCAUUGCCAUCUUCAACUUGCUUUAACGGUGGAUUUGAGCACAAAGACGGUUGCGUGUGUCCUGUUGGUUUCAAAGGCGAUAAUUGCGAACAAGCGUGUGGGCCCAACACGUUUGGCUUCGACUGCUCUGGAAUGUGUUCAAUACGCCUAACGCAGUGCCGGCAGAUGAUGUUUUGCACCAGCGGUUUUGGGUGUAAGUGUCCGGUGGGCUAUAGCGGGGACGACUGCUCCACAGAAUGCAUGAAUGGUACAUACGGCGCAAACUGCGAGCAAACAUGUUCCAGCGGUUGUAGUUCGAAAUCGUGUGACAUUUACACUGGCGUUUGCACUGAGGGAUGCAAGACGAGUUACAUUUUGCCAUACUGCAUAACAAAGUAUCCUUGGCUCAAGCGUCCGCCACAGUUGGAAUCGUGGGACGUUAUCGGGUCACUAAUGCUUAAAAUUGAUUUAAAUUCUGAAAACAUAGACGGCAGUAAAAAUAUGAAAUCCGAGUAUUACCAAAUAGUAUUCAAAAUCGCUACAGACGAAUCGGAAUUUCAAUACCCGGAAAUCAAAGAAAUCGGACAACAGAAAUCCGUAAUAGAAAUCAUUGACAAUCUCCAACAGGGAAUAUCGUACACCUUCGGUGUGAUUCUAAUUUCAGAAGACGGAAAUUACAACACAGAGGAUAUAAAAACAGUCAAUUACUCGACCAAAUGCAUAUUACCAAGAAACACAAACUACAAUGUAAACUUAACGAGUGGCACGGAUUACAUCAAUGUCACUUGGAACAAGCUCAGCGAUCAAAACGAAGGAAAUUGCAAAAUAACCGAGUACUUGUUAGAACUGAAGCUGGAUCGUGCCGCUAUAAAGCAACAAAGUUAUUCAGAAAAAGUCAAAUCUAAUGAUAAUUAUGGGCAUAUAUUUGAAAAUCUACUACCUGGCGAAAAAUAUACUGUUCAAGCAAUAGCGAUUUUGGCUACAGGUCAAACCAAACCAUUAAACAUAUCAUAUGUUUACACCAAGCCUCGUGGAUUUAUCCAGAUGAAAAACAUAAAAACAAAAAUAUUUAAUAAUCAGAGUUUGUUAUUAACGUGGGAUAUUGAUGAAAAAUACGAAAUUUCAUUGAAUUACAUAGUCAAAUAUAAGGUGAAUAAGUAUUUCAGUUGUUCUCAUCGAGUUGUUACAAAUAACUGGACAUCGCUGAUAGUUAACAAUCAGACUAGACAAGAAAUUUUGGAUUUGAUACCGAAUACACAGUAUGUUUUAAAAGUUGAGCCAAAAAUUACAGAUUAUACUUACAACGACAACGAGAAUAUUAUUUUUGUGAAAACACCUAUUUCCAGUCCACAAUUAAUACCUAUAAUGAAUGUCGAAAACGAUUCGUGUAUCACCAAUCAAACUGCGAACUUUAAUUGGAUGAUAAACAUGACUGAGUGUUCUAAACUAAAUGGUUUCUUUCAAGGAUAUCACGUCAUACUUAAGAAUAUUUUCGAAGGAACACAAGUAGCAAAAUCUACCAAACAAAACAGUGUGAUCUUCGAUGAAUUAAAACCCGAUACCAACUAUGAACUGCAGGUUUACGUUCUGACAAAUCACGGAUACAACUCGAACCAAGGACUGUUCAUACCAUUUAAAACCAAAUCAAAAUUUUUAGAUCCUGCGGUGGAAGAAUUAAUAGUUUAUAAGAAAAACUUGAUACACAAAUUAAUUGGAAUUAGGUGGAGUUUUCCCGACAAUUAUAUCAUCAACGGUUUUAUUGUCAUCGCGAUCAACAAGAACAGUACGAAUAAUACAAAGAAAAUUACUGUAAAACCCGAAAGAUGCAUUGCUUGGCCAAAAUUCUACUGCACUACUUUUGAGGACUUAAUACCCAACAACCAAUAUACGAUUGAGGUAAAAGCCAAAUCACAAGACUAUCCUACAGGUGGUUUGCCAGCGUCAGUCGUCAGCGAUUUUAGUGAAGGGUUUUCAGAUACACCAGAAAAUCUCAGGGCAAUAAACGUAAGUUCCGUGCACAUUUUAGUGGAAUGGGACAUUCCCUGGGUAUUCAACGGUGUAUUGAAAUCAUUCAUAGUCAGCACCGAAGAGAUUUCGUCUAAAGAUAUCGCUAAGGUCCAUAACAAUAAAUCCGAAGUGGAGAUACAGGUCACAGAAGAAAUCCCAACUUACAAUUAUACGAUAUACAACUUGAAGCCCAAUACCACAUAUUCAAUCGGUGUGUUGUCGAAGACUUCAUCGAACGAUAAAAUCAAUAAAAUACAAGUAACGACUCUUCCGACUCCUACAGAAAUUUAAUUAUAUCCGCUAAUAACAUUUGCAGCUCUGAUAUCUGAAAUAAAACCCGAUGGGUCAUACCUACUCUAAUAAACUACUAAUACUUAUUACAUUGAUUUACAA
Molecule: messenger RNA, 3593 nt
Organism: Myzus persicae (green peach aphid)
Lineage: Eukaryota; Metazoa; Arthropoda; Insecta; Hemiptera; Aphididae
Exons: 21
Coding region: 255-3491 (1078 amino acids)
Molecular function (GO): protein binding
Source: RefSeq, a predicted model, not a curated record